AUGGCUCCUGGAGGUUCACGAGGGUUCAACUGUUCGUGGGAGAGAUGCGGAAAGUCGUUCAAUCGCAAAUCCGACUUGUGCAGACACUAUCGCAUUCAUACCAAUGAACGUCCAUACCAUUGCACAGUGCCCAGUUGCAACAAGAGCUUUAUCCAACGCAGUGCGCUAACAGUACACUCGCGGACUCAUACCGGCGAAAAGCCCCAUGUCUGCGACCACGAAGAUUGUCGCAAGGCCUUUUCUGACUCAUCGAGUCUGGCGCGCCAUCGUCGUAUACACACCGGCAGACGUCCCUACAUUUGCUCCGAGCCUGCGUGCGACAGAAGCUUUUGCCGGAAAACCACCUUGACAAAGCACCAAAGUCGUACUCAUCAACCAGGUGGAAACACUCGCCCAUCGUCUGAAGAGGCGCCUACUCCAGAAAGCAUGACCUACCAGACGCCUGUUAUUACAACGAUGACUCCUAAUUCUAAUCAAUACAUGAUUGCGCAACAACCCUACUACCACAAUGGACCUCCACCAACUACAGUCGACUUCUACCAGAAUUCCCAGCCGGCUAUUCAUUUCCCUCAGCCCCAGGCAAUGGUGCCUCAGCCUAUCCCCACCGCUGGACUUCCAACACCACCUUUUGAGCCUCAACACUAUGCGCAAAUAAUGCAACAGCAACAACCCAGAUACGACCCAAAUCCUCAUCCAACUUACAUUCACCCGCAAUAUCAGUCUCCAACUCCGCCGUUUGUCGCGCAACAGCAACAGCAACACCACAUGACAGCGGAUGUUCGCCCUCUGAUGGCCACAUAUCAUCCUGACCAAUUUAAACCACCUGCUCGGAUCUUGAGCUCACAGGAAGGUACGGACUGGUCGUUCCUCGGAUGCCUUGACUGGAGGUGCAACCCCGGGCCCGGAACACAGGAUUACGCAAUUACUUUCUCGGGUAAUGAGAAACGGCCACUUCUAGGACUGUCCUGA
Messenger RNA from Talaromyces amestolkiae, 969 nucleotides. RefSeq lists its product as uncharacterized. The record is from RefSeq and is a predicted model, not a curated record. The transcript is spliced from 5 exons. Gene Ontology annotation, biological process: regulation of transcription by RNA polymerase II. Gene Ontology annotation, molecular function: DNA-binding transcription factor activity, RNA polymerase II-specific; RNA polymerase II cis-regulatory region sequence-specific DNA binding. Lineage: Eukaryota; Fungi; Ascomycota; Eurotiomycetes; Eurotiales; Trichocomaceae. Bases 1 to 969 code for a protein of 322 amino acids. Gene Ontology annotation, cellular component: transcription regulator complex; PcG protein complex.